CUACAUUUAGGCCUUUAAUACUGUCUGGCACACAGUAGGUACUCAAGACAUGCUUGUUGAGUGAAUGCCUUUCUGUGGCCCUGGGGUGAGGAGCUAUGAGCGAUGGCCCACUGUGGAGGAAUCCCGUGGGUAGUGUUAGGGUUGUGCAGAUUCUGGGAGAAUCACCGAGAGCUGGGACCCGCCCUGUCCCCAGCGUGGGUGUUCUUACAGUCUGAUACGUUCACACACAUCACACCUUUAUUCCUCACCCUCGCAACACCCCGGAGAGGCAGACAGUGGCAUCCCCAUUUUACACGUGGGAAAACUGAAGCACAGAGAGGCUAGGUAGCAUAGGAAGGUCACAGAGGGCUUUAGCGGAGGGUCCGGGGCAGACGCAUGCCUUUAGACCCUGUCCCUGUGUUUAUUCACCCCCAUCCUCCAGUGCUCACUAACCACCCAGCACCCCCUGCCCUGCUUCCUUGUCCCCCUGCCCCAGAAGCCUCCACGUGUUCAACCCCGCGUUUCCUCUUCUCCCAGCUCCAGGGCGGGCUCUGCAGGGCAGUCCUCGCCUGCCAGGAAGAGCUAACAAGGAGUGUUUGUAGCAGCCGCUGUCUCCAAGGAGAGGAGAGGAGAGUGGAGAGGCCACACCAGGCUCCACUGAGGUCCGGCUGGCAGUGGGGGGUGGGAGGCAGCCGGCGGGACCUGCCCAGCUCUGGAGGCGAGACAGGAGUGUCCUCACUUCCAUCCGUCCUGGCAGGGGGCGAACUCUGGGUCCCCUGGGCAGCCAGAGAGGGAGAGUGCUGCAGGACCCCCCAGCAGGGAAGGUGCUGGCAGGGACUGAGGAAUGUGGGGAGGGGGCGGGACCAGGCCAGCCCCGUGGAGGCGGCUGAAGCCAGUGGCGAGUGGCAGAACCUGAAAUCAGAGGCUCUCAGAGGGCAGAAGGGGAGCCGGGAGUCAGAGAGAACCAGCCAAGACACAGCAGGCGGCAGGAGGGAAGACAAAGCAGCGGGAGAGAAGAGGCGCCCUCCUCCUCCUCCUCCUCCUCCUCCUCCUCCUCCUCCGCUGAGGGCCAAGCCAUGUCCCAGCGAGGGGGACGCAGGAGGAGGCCUGGGGCCCCUGGGCCUCCGCUGCGCAGCGUCCGGCCCUUUAAGUCCAGCGAGCAGUACCUGGAGGCCAUGAAGGAGGACCUGGCCGAGUGGCUCCGGGAUCUCUACGGGCUGGACAUCAGCGCCGCCAACUUCCUGCAGGCGCUGGAGACGGGCCUGGUGCUGUGCCGGCACGCCAACGCCGUCACCGAGGCCGCCCUGGCUUUCCUGGCUGCGGCGCCCGCCCGCGCCCGGAGGGUUCCCGUGCCCCGGGCGGGGGUGACCUGCAAUGACGCUGCCCGGCCAGGCACCUUCCAGGCCCGGGACAACGUCUCCAACUUCAUCCAGUGGUGUCGCCAGGAGAUGGGCAUCCAAGAGGUGCUGAUGUUCGAGACGGAGGACCUGGUGCUGCGCAAGAACGUGAGGAGCGUGGUGCUGUGUCUGCUGGAGCUGGGCCGCCGCGCCUGGCGCUUCGGGGUGUCGGCGCCCACCCUGGUGCAGCUGGAGGCCGAGAUCGACGAGGAGCUGCGGCGGGAGCUGGCCCUGCCCCCGCCCGACCCCCCGCCGCCCGCGCCGCCCCGGCGCAGGCCCUGCCACUUCCGCAACCUGGACCGGAUGGUUCAGAGCCUCGUGAGCCACUGCACAUGCCCAGUGCAGUUCUCCAUGGUCAAGGUGUCCGAGGGGAAGUACCGUGUGGGGGACUCCAACACCCUCAUCUUCAUCCGGGUCCUCCGGGACCACGUGAUGGUGCGCGUCGGGGGCGGCUGGGACACCCUGGGCCAUUAUCUGGACAAACACGACCCCUGCCGGUGCACAUCCCUCUCACACAAGCCACGCAGCUUCCGGAAGCCCCCAGCCCCGCCGGCGCAGCACGAGGUGCGGGUGCUGGAUGAGCCCUGGCAGCCGCAGCCCAGGAUGACGGUCAGCCGCUCUCAGAGCCCGCCGCCGCCUGUGGACUGGAAGACGUACACCUGUUCAGGCCGGAAGCCGAGGCCGCCCGCCGCCUCCCCCACGCCUCGCCGUGAUCGGGGAGCAGGGGCGGGGGUCCUCAGGGAGACAACGCCAUUCCUAAGGUGCCAGGAGAGGCCACCCACCCCACCUCCGAGGCGGCUGCCAGCUGAGGACAGCUCACCCAGACCCCAAUCCUCACCCACCCCACAGUGCACCUCCUCAGGGAGGAGGGCGGACAGACACCCCCCUGAACUCCCCAGGGGAAGGACUCCUGCGUCUUGGGUUCAUGGGGAGACAGACAGCUGGGGAACCCAUUCCAGGGCCUCCACCCCCCAGAGACUCCGAGCCCCCGAGGCUACUGCUCCAGGAACGCCAGCACGAGGACCAUCUCCGCUGCCUCGUUACUCCAGCCCCUCAGCCAGGCCCCCGGGCCCCAGGAAGCCGCCUCGGGGGGAUGCUCCCUCCCAGCUCGGGGAGCCAGUGCCUGUCCGUCCUCCAUCCCCUGCUAAAGGACCCACCGAGACCGCUGCCCAGCGGGCCCCCGCCCGACCUCCCCCUCCAGGAGGAAGCUGUCCAGGUCUCACCACAGACCCGGAAAGAAGCUCCAUGCCACCAGGGGCCGCCGCUGGAGUGCUGGCUGGGUCCAGUCGUGGUGGGGACUGCUCAGUGGAAGGAAGGCCAGGGGUCUGGAAGCUGGACAUCUGGGUGACAGCAGAAGCUGGACAGUCUCAGGACCUGGACACGCCCCUGACCCCGGACGGGACCCGGAAGCCAGCCAUCUGCCACACACUUGAGGAGGAGCUUUUGGCCAACAUGAAGCUGCUAGAGGUGGGGACUGCCCACCCCCAGGGCCCAGGUUCUGGCCUCAUCCCUCGCAGUGGAGUCUACGUCCCUGGCCUGCGGGGGCGGUGGCCUGAGCCUGGGGGUCCUUAUGACGAAGUCAUCCAAGAACUGGCGCGGGGCCCUCCACCCCUCACUAAAGUGGACCUGGGAGCCUGGAAGGCUGCCCCUCCCAGCUCCCCUAAGCUGGCAGUUACCACAGGCCCAGGAAGCCCAAGAGGGAAACUGGGAGCCGGAGAGAGUGGGCCAAGGUCAAAGGCAGCCCUGAGUGCCACGGACGCUGGCAUGAGGAAGGUCCCAGCUCCAGGAGGGCAGGACCGCUCAGCCCCUCCCGUGGGUGCCAGCCUGGCAGCCCCCGCACCUUCGCCCUUGGACCCAAAUUCUGACAAAGCCAAGGCAUGCCCCGGCAAGGGCAGGAGAGCACUGCGGACGCCCCAGAGAGUGCCGUCUAUCUACAAGCUGAAGCUGAGGCUCAGAAUCCGGCCCCGGAGAGACCACAGGCCUGAGAAGCGGCCCUCGCGAAUCCCUAAACCCCUGACCUACCUCCGCCUGGGUCCAGCCAGGGCGCCCCCUAGCGGCAGGCCGGAAAGAGCGUCAGCGCUGGGCAGGAAGGGAGGGGAGGCAGCCCUGGUGGAUGGAGCGGGGGCAGGGGAGAAAGAAGAAGGAAAGGAGGAGAAAGAGCCAGCCAUUCCACGGGAGAGCAGACCCCAGUGUGCAGAGGGCCUGGGGCCUCAGCGGCUGGAUCCACUCCCUCCCGAGGAAGAGUCCUGGGUCUAAGGAGGGUCUUCUCAUCCCGGGGCCAGGGAAAAGAAUGCCCAGGUAGCCACUGGGAUCCCAGCUGCAGGAACAGAAGGAAGGGUCCCUCACCUCGAUGUAGGGCCUUGUCCAGGAGGGCUCAGAAGACAAACAGAGCAUCCAUCAGCUCAGACUAGCAAAUGGGACCACCCAUCACCCCCAUUCCAACUCCAGAAUUGGGAUAGGGGCAGUGGGGCCACCCUGUAUGGUAUCGCCCUCCCCCAGAGCAGCUCCCCAAACUCCUGUCCUCAGGCCGUGCCCACUGUUUCCACAAUGUCUGUAAGUUAUUAAACACGGGUGGGUCUGUCCUUGAGUGCCCAGCUUGAGUUGCUCUCUCUAGGGCUGUAGUGAUGCAGGAAAGCGUAGCCUCAGACAUUCUCCACCGGAGGGAAGAGGAUGGGGAGGGAGCGGGGGUGAGAGAGGCGGUCUUUCUCUCCUGAGGUUCAGCCAGCCCUGCCCCCAGAUAGCCCAUCUCCUGGAGGUGGCUGGUGCGUCAGCACCACGGACAGGGGCAAUGGCCACCAACACAGGCUCCUGGGAGACUUCAAAGCUCGGCUCUGGGGCUUGGGGACUGAGAGCCCUGGAGUCCAGAGGGAUGGUUACCAUAUCCACACCCGUGACGUCAUGGCAAAGGGAUCACAGAGGCUCCGUGGGGGUGAGACGGACCCGGGGGUUGAGUCCAGUUAUGCAAGGUGUCCCGAGCACAGCAGAGGGAGAUGCGCUUCCCCUCCGGAGGGUUCUGGUCAGUGGGAAGGCCCAGGGGUAGGUGGAGUGGAGGUGAGUCCCAUCCUCUUCCCCGUGGUCCUUCUGGUUGCCCUGAGCCCCCAAACUCAGGCCACCCCAGCACCCAUGCCCAGCAGAGCUCUGUAGGGAGCCCCUUCCUUUCCACCCCCAGACACGGAGCCGACACCUCGGUACAGAAACGAGGGAAAACACUCCCUGAUUUUUAAUCUGACUUCCGUUCACAGCGCAAUGGGCGUCGCACACACUUCCAGACCCUGUGGUGGGAAACCGUGGGUGGGGGGGGGAGGCAGGGAGAAGGACAAAGACUCAGAAUGGGGGGUGGAGGAAACAGAAACCAGACCUGGGUGAGCCGAGGGGGUGAGGUGGGACGGGCAGGCAAUACAUUCCAAUGGCUCCCUCGGGGGCAGCCAGAGACCUGGGUCCCCCCGCCCCCCCACUUCAGGAGCCUCAGAGCUGGGGGCGACGGUGGCGAUGAGAUGCUGCCAUCCCUCACCCUGUCCCCCUGGUGAACCAGGGAGCGGGAUGCAGGAUGGAGCGGGCAGGCCCUCUUCCGUACCCUCCCGCCACUCGGGGUGUGGGGAAGGGGAGCCACCUCCUCUGCAGCAGAGGGCGGCUCAGAGGGCAGGUCACUUGCCCCAAGUCAUGUAGCACAACGGGGACUAGACCCAGGGAGACCCCGGACGGCCCGGGUCAGGGCGGUCCUUGUCGGGCUGUGCUACCCAGGUGGGUGGAGGGGGAAUCAGCUGGGAAAUUCAUAGAUUCCCUCUCCCACUAGAUCUGGAUGAUAAACUCCCCACCCACAAACCCUCCCCCAGACUCCUCUCCAUCACCGCUCUGGGCUACCUGAUUGCCUGGUCUAGCCAACCACGCUGGGCCAGGUCAAGGCCGAGAUGUCCUGUCCGCCCCUCUUCUAACAAGGAACCUUGCCGUCCUCCCAUCAGCCCGGGGCUGAGGGUUCAGCCUCAAGGAGAACUUGGCCUGGGGGGCAGGGAACACGCCCCGUUUUGUGGCCUCCGAGUCCCCCAGGCAUCCCUCAGGCUGCUCCUGGGACCUUCAGUUAUUUUUGUUAUUUCUAAGUCGAUACAAAACUGACAGUGAUCAGCUCUGGUGAGGAGAGGUAGAAACCCGGCCGGGCAGCCGGAGAAGACGGGGUGGAGUGAGUCAGGGCCAACUGGUGUUGGCACAGGAAGUGUUGAUCCUGAGGGCCUCCAUCCAGGAGGGGCGAGAGGAGGACGCAGGCCUAUCUCCCUCGAGCAAGGGGGUCCCCAUCAUUCUUUUCCUGCCUCUACCCCUCCCCAGAUUAAUCAGGGUAACCUGAGAUUCAAGCAGGGGCAUCUGAUUGGGGUGGAUGGAAAAGCAGAGCCUUUGCUGGCACAACCUGGGCCCCAACCCCCACCCUGGGAACCAACCUGCCCCCCUCCUCCCAAACUCCCCAAACCCAGCAUCCCCCGAUCUAACGCCACCCAAUCCAGGAAGGAACAGGGGGCUGGAACCUGGCAUCAUGGGAGUACACCUCUCCUUCGGGGGAGUUCCUCUCCACACUCUGCCA
Messenger RNA from Pipistrellus kuhlii (Kuhl's pipistrelle), 5943 nucleotides. It is a transcript of the gene GAS2L2, whose product is annotated as growth arrest specific 2 like 2. Bases 1056 to 3632 code for a protein of 858 amino acids. Gene Ontology annotation, cellular component: actin filament; cytoplasm; microtubule plus-end. The transcript is spliced from 6 exons. Gene Ontology annotation, biological process: microtubule bundle formation; actin crosslink formation; protein localization to microtubule plus-end. Gene Ontology annotation, molecular function: cytoskeletal adaptor activity; actin filament binding; microtubule binding. Lineage: Eukaryota; Metazoa; Chordata; Mammalia; Chiroptera; Vespertilionidae. The record is from RefSeq and is a predicted model, not a curated record.